Molecule: messenger RNA, 2236 nt
Organism: Xenopus laevis (African clawed frog)
Lineage: Eukaryota; Metazoa; Chordata; Amphibia; Anura; Pipidae
Gene: csrnp1.L
Product: cysteine-serine-rich nuclear protein 1 L homeolog
Biological process (GO): regulation of transcription by RNA polymerase II
Cellular component (GO): nucleus
Molecular function (GO): DNA-binding transcription factor activity, RNA polymerase II-specific; sequence-specific DNA binding
Source: RefSeq, marked provisional
GGGAGCAGCGCAGGGAGCAGAUCUCUGGCUCAGGACUAUGAGCAGCUACUAGUGCCGCCAGCGCCUCAUUGUGCAGCAGGAGCCCGGCCUGAGGCCUGUGAAACGCGCCACCAUGAGUGGGGUCCUAAAGCGCAAAUACCAGGCGUUGGAAGAGGACACCAAUUACUCGUCAUCCUCCGCCUCGCCGUCCUCCUCCCUGACGUCAUCAGGCAGCGACUUGGAUGAGGACUACAGCUACGACGCCAAGCUCUUCGUCACGGAUUUUACCCCCACAUCCAUAUUGAAGAAAGAGAAGCGCUUUAAAAAGAACAAGGUGGUGUUCGACCAAGUGGGGGUGUUUUACUUCCAGCGAUGUCAGGGGUUCACCAGCGUCCCCAGCCGAGGGGGCUGCACUCUCGGAAUGAAGCGAAGGCAUAGCUACAGCCGGCAGUUCACAUUGGAAGAGUUCUCCAAGGAGCAACUGAGCCGGCGGAGGGAAAAACUGAAAGAGAGGUUAAAAGAGGAGAAGCUGGAGUCGCUGAAGAACAUGCUAACCCUAAAUGGUACCAUUGUAUCUCAAAAAGCCAACAACCUCUCCAUCGACGACAUCUGCGACGAGGACAUUGACAUGAACGGCGCCGAAGUUGAAGACGGUUUCUCUCCGCGCAUGUAUCCGCCCAAGGAACGGCGGGCUUUGCUUAAAAGCGAAGGCAUCAAGAAGAUCGACAAAUCUGAGAAAUACGAGCUCAAUGAAAUCCGACGCUCCAGGGAAGACUGCGGGUGCAACUGUCAGGAUUUUUGUGACCCGGAGACCUGCAGCUGUAACAUUGCCGGGAUCAAGUGUCAGAGGGACCAUUCGAUGUUCCCGUGCGGCUGUACAAAAGAUGGUUGCGGCAACCCAAACGGAAGAGUGGAAUUUAAUUCAUCCCGGGUUCAAACCCACUUCAUCCACACGGUCAUGAGGCUGGAGCUGGAGGAGAAGCAUCAAAACAACAACCGCAAAUUAGAAACCGAUGAAACUGUCAACGAGCGGCUAAAUCCAUUUGUGGGCGUGCCCGUGGGAAGCUCGAGCGAGGAGAGGGCUGCCCCAUUAACGCCGGCGUUCCAGUUCAGCAUGGAUAUGGAAGUGGCCGGGGAGGACAGCUGUAGCAGUGACAUGACGGAUACCUCUUCUUCGUCCAAUCAGAGUGAAGACUCCGAAGAGCCAUACGAAGCCGUUCCCUCUGAUAAAUCCCAGUCGGAUGUCGACGACGACUACUUGGCAAGGAUUCUUCAUUUCAACGACUCCGAAUACGAGGAGAACAGCAGCGACUGUCAGGAUAAUCUGAGCUUUUUCCACCCGGCCGACUUUUUUGGUGACAACAUUUACCAACCAAUGUCCACCUCGGAAAAAACUGCUUCCGCCCCCUAUUCCAGCUCUUUUACGAAAUGCAUUGAUGAUAACGCCAACCAGGACGCCAACUGUUUCUCGGACGAUGUGGCGUCUUUAACGACUUCUGACGAACCUUCCGAUUAUAGUUCCUCGCAGGCGGAGUCGCACUCCAAAAGCUAUACGGAUAUCAGCCUCUCCUCGGAUUCUUUGGAUUUAUUUCAGUCUUAUCCAGAUUACAAUCUAGGACCUCUCUACAACUCCUUGAAGGAAUAUGAGAAUUUGGACAAUUUAUCCUUUCAGCUACCUACCUUCCCUGGAAUUACUCCAUCGGGAGACCAGACUACUUGCUUUCUGGAAUCCUUAAUCGGUCUCUCGGAAUCCAUUCCGGAUACCCCUGUUCCUUUUACGGACAAUCAACUUUUGGAAGAUGCCUUUAAGUCGUCCUUAAUGGAAACUAUGACCGUCUAAAAAGGGGGGAAGAAGUGGGGAAAUUUCAAAUACAAAUUCUGGUUUUAAAAAAAAAUAUAUAUAUAGAUAUGGGGACGUGCAAGGAACAAUUCUCAAUUGCUUUAUUCCAGUGGAGACUUUUUUUUUUUUCCCUAUAAAAACAAUGCUUUUUUGGAAUACUGCCACUGAGACCCGUUUAACCAACGUCCAAUUGAACAAAAUAUCCAAAUUUUUUUUUUUUUCUAUACAAGUGACUUUGUACAUAAGACGUUAAAAGAUAAAAUUCUUAUUUAUUUGUAGACCUUUGAAAAUCUGUUCUUGUGGUCGUACAAAUAUGCCAUUGGAAUACGAUGCUUUUAAAACAAACUUUAUAUGUAUUUAUUGUUAAAAAAAAUACGAAAAAAGUGGUAGUGUGCACUACUCCCGUUUACAAAAAAA